AGAGUGCAGAAGCUCUGCGUCCCUGAGCUCCAAGCUUCUCUGUCCACCCCCGUGCUGCUUAGCUGAGGCCCCUUGAGGAGGGUCAGACUCCCACAUGGAGUCAUAGCCCCUAGGCUGGGGUUCUGAGCAAUCCGGAUGGUAGGAUUCCAUCUGAUGAGCCUGACCAACCUGUCUGAAAAUGUGGAUGGUAUGACAGAACCUUUGGAUGUUAAGGAUUGUAAGAUCCUCUCAGCCACCCACAAGUAACGGGAAUUUGCUGUAAGAAUACACAUUGCUUUAAAAGAGACGGGAUCCUGGGGAAAACUAAGAGCCAGGCCUCCGAGAGAUCCAAACUGGACAGGCAUUUGGGAUCCACGGCAGCUCUAGGCCUGGGCCGUGCUCCUUCCCCCCCGGCAGAGUGAGUUUGUAGAUCUGACUCUAGCACUCUUCAGUUUGUGUGGCUGAAGGCCCUUCUUUGCUGAUUGCAUAUUAGUCCUCUCAUCGCCCACCCCAUGUAGCUUUCUUCUGCCUUGGGCUUCUGCCUCUAUGUAGCUGCCGAAUCCUCCUAACAUUGACUCUGGAAGCACCUCAUUCCCUCCAACCUUAUGCGCUGUCUCCAUACAUCCUGCCAGCCUCACCUCCCAUUACCAAACUCCUGAUUUUCCAUUUGUAUUUCCCAUUUCAGAUUCUACAUACAUAGAAACAGAGGUUUCACAUGCUUACCUAGGAAUGCUCCUUGACAAGAUAAUCUCCUCAGACAUAAGCCCGGUCACAGAAAAGUCUCUCUAAGGUCAGCAGUUUCUAGAGUGACGAAGUGAGAAUUCGAUUCUUAUCUGUUCACAGACUCUACAAAUCUCAAAACACCUUCCUGAAGAACACACUGGGGGAUAAAUACAAAAAACCUCAUGGAUUUAGCCAUAGAUCAUAUAUAUUUUGAAUUGUCACUCUUUCACUCAACAAAUAAAUAUCUCCUAUGUGCCAAAUCAUGAGCUAGAAGUUGGAACAGCACAUUGCAUAGAGAACUUGGUCCCUAGCCUGAGGGAUUCAGAAUCUUGGGCACCAUCAUUUCUGUUUUCAUCAUUGUUGUCAUCAGUGUGUUUUGAGACAUUCUUAUUUUGAUCUCCUUUGAUUUUUAUAUAUUAUGAUUAUUUCCAAUAUGAUUUUAAAAUAAGAAUUUUAUACUUAUGGAAAAAUAUAUUUCAUCUAAUUUGAAAAAUAAGGAAACAGUGCUUUGCUUUCCCUAGCCUGCCUUCUCAUUUACUGUAAGAUAAUAAUUUUUCUUUUUCAGGGUUCAUUUUGAUUUUUUGCAAAGGAUUUAGCAAUGAAAUACAAAAAUCUCAGGUAUUUUCAUUAAGCUAAUUUUUUACUUUCCUCACAUAUAGGCUAUAUGCUUUAUUUAAUAUCUUUAUUCUUUACAUUAAAUUAAAAUUGUUUUUAAAAUGACUGUAUUUCUAUUGCUGUUUUGACAUUUCAUUGAUCAAUAUUUCUCUAAAGAUAUUAACUUUCUCUAGGAUGCAGAGAAACUCAUAGAACUUACACCAAAAUUUCUACUGAAUGAAUUUCCCCACCUUCUUGGUGAUUGUACACCUGCCUUCCUUAUAAGGAGAACAAGGAAGUAAAUCAUGUUGAAGUUGCUUUUAAACACAGCUUUUCUGCUUUACCUGUCCAGGUAGCCUCUGUUUUCAUUUCAGUCUUAAUGAAAACUUUCUAACUUACAUCUCAAGUUUCUUUUCAAAGCAGUGUAAGUAGUAUUUAAAAUGUUAUACUUCAAGAAAGAAAGACUUUAACGAUAUUCAGCUUUGGUCUUGUAACGCUGAAGGUAAUUCAUUUUUUAAUCGGUCUGCACAGCAAGAACUGAAACGAAUGGGGAUUGAACUGCUUUGCCUGUUCUUUCUAUUUCUAGGAAGGAAUGAUCACGUACAAGGUGGCUGUGCCCUGGAAGGUGCAGAAACCUGUGAAGACUGCCUGCUUAUUGGACCUCAGUGUGCCUGGUGUGCUCAGGAGAAUUUUACCCGUCCAUCUGGAGUUGGCGAAAGGUGUGAUACCCCAGCAAACCUUUUAGCUAAAGGAUGUCAAUUAAACUUCAUCGAAAACCCUGUCUCCCAAGUAGAAAUACUUAAAAAUAAGCCUCUCAGUGUAGGCAGACAGAAAAAUAGUUCUGACAUUGUUCAGAUUGCACCUCAAAGCUUGAUCCUUAAGUUGAGACCAGGUGGUGCGCAGACUCUGCAGGUGCAUGUCCGCCAGACUGAGGACUACCCGGUGGAUUUGUAUUACCUCAUGGACCUCUCUGCCUCCAUGGAUGAUGACCUCAACACAAUCAAGGAGCUGGGCUCCCGGCUUUCCAAAGAGAUGUCUAAAUUAACCAGCAACUUUAGACUGGGCUUUGGAUCUUUUGUAGAAAAACCUGUAUCCCCUUUUGUGAAAACAACACCGGAAGAAAUUGCCAACCCUUGCAGUAGUAUUCCAUACUUCUGUUUACCUACAUUUGGAUUCAAGCAUAUUUUGCCAUUGACAAAUGAUGCUGAAAGAUUCAAUGAAAUUGUGAAGAAUCAGAAAAUUUCUGCUAAUAUUGACACACCUGAAGGUGGAUUUGAUGCAAUUAUGCAAGCUGCUGUGUGUAAGGAAAAAAUUGGCUGGCGGAAUGACUCCCUCCACCUCCUGGUCUUUGUGAGUGAUGCUGAUUCUCAUUUUGGAAUGGACAGCAAACUAGCAGGCAUCGUCAUUCCUAAUGACGGGCUCUGUCACUUGGACAGCAAGAAUGAAUACUCCAUGUCAACUGUCUUGGAAUAUCCAACAAUUGGACAACUCAUUGAUAAACUGGUACAAAACAAUGUGUUAUUGAUCUUCGCUGUAACCCAAGAACAAGUUCAUUUAUAUGAGAAUUACGCAAAACUUAUUCCUGGAGCUACAGUAGGGCUACUUCAGAAGGACUCCGGAAACAUUCUCCAGCUGAUCAUCUCAGCUUAUGAAGAACUGCGGUCUGAGGUGGAACUGGAAGUAUUAGGAGACACUGAAGGACUCAACUUGUCAUUUACAGCCAUCUGUAACAACGGUACCCUCUUCCAACACCAAAAGAAAUGCUCUCACAUGAAAGUGGGAGACACAGCUUCCUUCAACGUGACUGUGAAUAUCCCAAACUGCGAGAGAAGAAGCAGGCACAUUAUCAUAAAGCCUGUGGGGCUGGGGGACGCCCUGGAAUUACUUGUCAGUCCAGAAUGCAACUGCGACUGUCAGAAAGAAGUGGAAGUGAACAGCUCCAAAUGUCACCAUGGGAACGGCUCCUUCCAGUGUGGGGUGUGUGCCUGCCACCCUGGCCACAUGGGGCCUCGCUGUGAGUGUGGCGAGGACAUACUGAGCACAGAUUCCUGCAAGGAGGCCCCAGAUCAUCCCUCCUGCAGCGGAAGGGGUGACUGCUACUGUGGGCAGUGUAUCUGCCACUUGUCUCCCUAUGGAAACAUUUAUGGGCCUUAUUGCCAGUGUGACAAUUUCUCCUGCAUGAGACACAAAGGGCUGCUCUGCGGAGGUAACGGCGACUGUGACUGUGGUGAAUGUGUGUGCAGGAGUGGCUGGACUGGCGAGUACUGCAACUGCACCACCAGCACGGACUCCUGCAUCUCUGAAGACGGAGUGCUCUGCAGUGGGCGCGGGGACUGUGUUUGUGGCAAGUGUGUUUGCACAAACCCUGGAGCCUCAGGACCAACCUGUGAACGAUGUCCUACCUGUGGUGACCCCUGUAACUCUAAACGGAGCUGCAUUGAAUGCCACCUGUCAGCAGCUGGCCAAGCCCAAGAAGAAUGUGUGGACAAGUGCAAACUAGCUGGUGCGACCAUCAGUGAAGAAGAAGAUUUCUCAAAGGAUGGUUCUGUUUCCUGCUCUCUGCAAGGAGAAAAUGAAUGUCUUAUUACAUUCCUAAUAACUACAGAUAAUGAGGGGAAAACCAUCAUUCACAGUAUCAAUGAAAAAGAUUGUCCGAAGCCUCCAAACAUUCCCAUGAUCAUGUUAGGGGUUUCCCUGGCUAUUCUUCUCAUCGGGGUUGUCCUACUGUGCAUCUGGAAGCUACUGGUGUCAUUUCAUGAUCGUAAAGAAGUUGCCAAAUUUGAAGCAGAACGAUCAAAAGCCAAGUGGCAAACGGGAACCAAUCCACUCUACAGAGGCUCCACAAGUACUUUUAAAAAUGUAACUUAUAAACACAGGGAAAAACAAAAGGUAGACCUUUCCACAGAUUGCUAGAACUACUUUAUGCAUGAAAAAAGUCUGUUUCACUGAUAUGAAAUGUUAAUGCACUAUUUAAUUUUUUUCUCUUUGUUGCUUCAAAAUGAGGUUGGUUUAAGAUAAUAAUAGGACAUUUGCAGAUAAGUCAUCCUCUACAUGAAGGUGAGAGACUGUUGGCAGGUUCAAAAUAAUCAAGAAAAGAAAUAUCCUUAGCAAAGAGAUGACUUUGAGGAUCAUUUGAGGAAUAGUAACUCUGUUGCAUUAAUGCUUCAAAAAAUCAUCAAAAUGAUUCAUAGGGGCCUGAUUUGCAUUUGAAAAAUGUUUGAAAUUAGAAUCUCAUUUGUUUCAGGAAUGCAGCUACCUGAGUCACAAAGCCCAUAUACUCACAUUGUGUGUCUAUACUUGCCAAUUAAUUCUAAACUUGUAGGAAAUAUGCCCUCUCUUAAAGGAGAAUUUUUUAAAAAAUCUCUGAGAAAUGAGAUUCUGAGUUUACUUCAGCUAAAAGGUUGCAAUUCUUCUGAAGAUAUCUCAAAUAUAAGGUUGAACAUUAAGUGUUAAUAAUUUUUGUGAAUUUAUACACACCUAAGCGUUAAGUACACAAAUAUUUUAUUUGUUUUACAAAUGAGGAAUAAGUAAUUUAUAAAUUAAGAAGUUACCUAUAAAAAUAAAAAGAUAACAACCCUAUCAUAUAGCUUAUUUUUAAAUUACCUGAAAAACGAUAUUCUACACUGUUUCCUUUUUGACUCUGAGUUUUCAAACUGUUACUUCUCCCAUAUUUCUCAAUCCAUUUCACUCAGUUGCACAGUCUUUUAAACCCUGUAAUUGUCAUACCAAAGUUUCUUUUUUAAAAAAAAUUACUUUAAAUGUUUAGUUUAUUCAAAGAGUGAUCCAAUAAUAUAAAAGGAACAUGUGUUAAACACAAUAAAAUUUUAAAUGGCUCUAAAUCAAGCACAUCGAGAGUAUACAAGUCUUAAAGGCUUUUUAAUACAUACUCUUUUCCCAUCUAUGUAACCCAACUUGCACAUUGCAGCUGCAUGUGGUGAAUAUGCAUCAUAUAUUUACUUUAAGAGGUAAGAUUUUACUUGCAAAAUACAUGUGCAAAUUAGGGAUCCAUCAGUUGAUGGAGGAGAUGGACUCUAGAAUAUUAUUUCUUGUGGUUAUUACUCCUUUACAAAGCACUUUCAUCUCACUUGAUCCUCAUAAGGAAACUAAGGCUCAGAAUGAGUAGAGCUGGGUUCAGAAUCUCGCUCUUCUAACUCCAAGCCAUCUCCUCUUUCUACUGCAGGAAACUGCCUCUUUUGUCAGUGAAGUAAUAGAAAGAUUGUGUUAGUUAAGCAAUAACUAUUAUUUGUUUGAAAAUGUACGAGACUAAACAAAUAGCAUUUAAACUGCCGGCAUACAGAUGAGAUAUUGUACUUUUGCGCAAUGUUUAUUACCUUUGAUUAAAUUGUAAUGUGAAGCUUUUACUAGGUGAAUAGUUCAUUAUGUAGUGGAGGCUUUGUGGUUGUCCAUUGAAUUGUCACAGCAAAAUCUAUAAGUUUCUUCUAUUCUACAAGAUAGAUCCAUAUACAUUUGAUCACUUGGAGACUCUUUUUUUUGCUGGUUUCCAGAUAACUCAGGUAAAUCAGACCUUUACGGAGUACAGGGCUAGGUGAAAGAAUUACUAAACAAUCACCUUGAAAAUCCGAAGGGCUGAUAUACCCUUUAUGUUCCUGACUGAUGCACAGAACCUGGGGAAAAUCUACAGCAAUAUACAGGUUGCAAUGCUGAUAACACAACAGCAAUCCUCUCCUCUAUGUGGACUUACUGUUGUAUUUUUUUAUUAUUAUUGGAAUGGGAUUUUAGAAAAUAGAAGUUACCUUUGUGUGUGUUUUAGGGAAGGUAGAGAAGAAUCUGCUCUUUCUCUGAAUACUGUUUUGACCCCAGGCAGGACCUUGGAAAGGCCAAAACAUUAACAGUAGUACUUCUGUUCACUGAAGAGUUAUGUUACAUGAAGAUAAAAUGGUUUGGUUGUGUUUAUUAUUAUAUUUUGUGUUGAUGUAAAUAAACAUGGUAAUUUAA
This is a messenger RNA of Pongo pygmaeus (Bornean orangutan), 6252 nucleotides long. RefSeq names its product integrin subunit beta 6 (gene ITGB6). Gene Ontology annotation, molecular function: integrin binding. Gene Ontology annotation, biological process: cell migration; cell-matrix adhesion; integrin-mediated signaling pathway. Bases 1843 to 4209 code for a protein of 788 amino acids. The transcript has 16 exons. Gene Ontology annotation, cellular component: cell surface; focal adhesion; integrin alphav-beta6 complex. NCBI's taxonomy places the organism in Eukaryota, Metazoa, Chordata, Mammalia, Primates, Hominidae. The record is from RefSeq and is a predicted model, not a curated record.